AGAGUCGGGUAGCCCCGGCCGGCGGGUACCCUCGGUCAGUGCUAGUUACAGGAAAGUUCGCACACAUACAUGCACAAGUGUCACAUCCACACGACCGCAGCACCAUUUAGCCGUAUAUUCAUAUCAAACGCGCUGCGACUGAUGUGCGAACAACACGUGACAUUCGUUUGUUUAACAGUACCUAUACUUUUGUGUGCGCCGUUUACUUUUUGAGUGCGGUUAUUGGUUAUACAAUAUAAUGCCAAAAUUCAAAGGAAGGAUUACGCCUAGAGGAAAUUGGGACGAAAAUAAAAUGAAACAGGCUAUAAGAUGUGUACUGGAAAAAAAGAUAUCGGUGAGAGAAGCAGCUGAGAGAUAUGAUGUGCCGAGAAGCACCCUUCAGGAUCGGAUAAAAGCUGUCGGUAGUGGACAAGAAGCACAGUUCAAGCCAACACUAGGGAGAUAUGAACAUACCUUCUCAGAAAAUCAAUCACUGCAAUUAUAUAACCAUGUCAAAGACCUCGAUAAUCGCCUGAUGCCGCUGACCAAAGUAGAGUUUUUGAAAUUGGCAUUUCAAUUUGCAGAACGUUUAAAAAUACCUCAUAGGUUCAAUAAAGAAAAGAAAAUGGCCGGCAAAGAUUUUUAUUAUAGCUUCAUAAAGAAAUACCCAGAUAUUGCUCUCAGAAGUCCAGAGUCAACCAGCAUUGCAAGAGCCGUUGGGUUUAAUAAACCACAAGUCUAUCGGUUUUAUGAUCAGCUCCACCAACUACAAGAUAAAUACAAAUUCCCUGCUUCCAGAAUAUACAAUGCUGAUGAAACGGGGGUCUCCACUGUACACAAGAAUGAGAAAGUUAUUUCUACUAAGGGAAAAAAGCAAGUUGGCAAGUUGACUUCUGGUGAAAGAGGACGAAACAUUACAUUGAUGUUUGCUAUGAGCGUGUGCGGCCAUUUUAUACCUCCACUUUUUAUUUUCCCGAGGAAAAGGAUGGAUAAAAAUGGUCGUUUGAUGAUUGGAGCUCCACCAGAUAGCAUUGCUAUUCCACACGAAAGUGGUUGGAUGAAUGGUGAGAUAUUUUUAAUGUGGCUCCAGCAUUUCAAACAGCACGUACAGCCUUCGAAGGAGAACCCUGUCCUUCUGAUUCUCGAUGGACAUGGAAGCCAUAAAGAGUUGGCAGUGAUAGAAUUUGCUCGAGCUAAUCACAUCCAUAUGAUUAGCACUCCACCACACACAACACACAAGGUGCAACCUCUGGACAGGGUAUUUUUCAAGCCGUUUAAGUCUGCAUUUGGUUCAGCAAGCGCAAUGUGGAUGAGACAAAAUCCAGGGGCUAGGAUCACUGAUUAUGACAUCGCUGCUUUAGUCAAUUCAGCUUUCGUUAAGGCAGCGAGACUAGAAAUAGCACAGAAUGGGUUCAAAUGCACAGGGAUUUAUCCAUUCAAUAGGGAAAUUUUCAGUGAUUUGGAUUUUUUGCCAUCAUUGAUGACCAAUAUUGAACAGGAACCAGCUUUUUCUGAAGAGACAGUCGUGGGAUCACAGUUAUCAACUAGUUGCAAUCAGCAGAAAUCCAGAUGCUGCAAUCAACAGUCAUCCUCUAGUGGUACCCAGCAGCCAUCCACAAGCUGCACCCAGCAGCCAUCCACUAGUUGCACCCAGCAGCCAUCCACUAGUUGCACCCAGCAGCCAUCCACUAGUAGUAACCAGCAACCAUCUACCAGUCUUAUAUCACACCCAUCAGCCAGUGGCAAUACGCAGCCAUCAUUUAUGCCCGCAUCAACGUCAGAAAUUACAGAAUCAACUGCACCUGCUACUGUAAAUGAAUUGCUUAAGCAGUUGUCCCCUCUUCCCGAUGCAUCCAAGAGGCGUCUUGCAGCGCGUUCACGAAAAACACAAAAAAGUGAGAUUCUGACAUCUUCGCCCUUCAAAAAUGCGUUGGUAGAGAAAAAGGCUGCGACCAACACAACCAAGGCUGCAACCAAUAAAACUACAACGAAUAAAAGAAAGGCGGCAACUAAUAAAAUGAAAACAAAGAAGAAUAUUCAAAGUUUGACUCAGCUAGAAAGAGACCACGAUACAGAAUGCAUCAUUUGUGGAGAAACGUUCGAGGAAGAUUGGAUCCAGUGUCAUAGAUGCAAAGACUGGGCGCACGAAGCGUGUGUGGAUAUUGAUCCAUCGCUGGCUUACUACUAUUGUGACGUAUGCAAGGCUAAAGAACGAUUUGGUCAUCAGUAAUUCUAUGUCCGGGGCUACCCUCCAAAAAUUAUUUUAACAAAUAUUGAAGACUGCUUUUGAGACUUGAUUUAAGCUAAUAUAAUAAAACUAUCAGUUUCUAACUUAAUUAAUAUUAUAAGAUAUAUGUUUAGUUUAAGUUAAAGUUUAAAAAUAAAUGUUUAUUUCGGUUGAUUUUCAAGA
Messenger RNA from Galleria mellonella (greater wax moth), 2389 nucleotides. RefSeq lists its product as uncharacterized. The transcript has 2 exons. Gene Ontology annotation, molecular function: DNA binding. The coding region runs from base 239 to 2209 and encodes 656 amino acids. The record is from RefSeq and is a predicted model, not a curated record. NCBI's taxonomy places the organism in Eukaryota, Metazoa, Arthropoda, Insecta, Lepidoptera, Pyralidae. Gene Ontology annotation, cellular component: nucleus.